Messenger RNA from Cercopithifilaria johnstoni, 2451 nucleotides. Lineage: Eukaryota; Metazoa; Nematoda; Chromadorea; Rhabditida; Onchocercidae. The record is from the annotation of a GenBank genome assembly.
AUGAAGUCUGCCGAAAUAAAUGGCGAGUGGACGCUUUCAUUUCGUGACAAACAGCAAAAAUUGGACAACGAGAUCGAUGCUGAAAAAAUGGCAAAGGUCAUAGAGAAUGCUGUUGUCGUGGAAGUUCUGGAACUACGAGGUAAUACUGUAGGUGUUAAAGCCGGACAGCGACUUGCACAUGCACUGGAAUUUCAUCCGGAGCUAAAGCGAGCGUUAUGGAGUGAUAUGUUUACUGGACGACUGAAAGAAGAAAUUCCUCUAAUUCUGCGUUCUCUGUGUGGUGCUAUGAUUAGGUGUGGAACACGAUUAGUCGAAUUGGAUCUUUCGGACAAUGCAUUCGGUCCAAUCGGCGCGGAAGGACUUGAAGAGUUCCUUGAAAGUCCUUCGGCAUAUUCGCUAAAAGUACUGAAAUUGAAUAACAAUGGUUUAGGCGCUGGAGGAAAGAUUAUCGCAAAAGCACUUGUACAAUGCCAUGCAAAUGCACAAAGAGAUGGACAGAACUUUCAGCUGAAGACUUUUAUUGCCGGUAGGAAUCGUUUGGAGAAUCCUGGAGCCUUUGCUCUAGCAAAAGCUUUCCAAGUUUUGGGCUCUUUGGAGGAGAUAACGAUGAACCAAGAUGGCAUAAGAGCUGAGGGAAUUAAAGCUCUUUCAGGAUCAUUUCGUUACAAUCCUAAUUUAAAGAUAAUCAAUCUUAGUGAUAACACGUUCACCAUAACGGGGGCUCGUGCGAUGGCAAAGGUAGUCCGAGAUUUGAGGAAUAUUGAAGUUUUGAAUUUUGGAGACUGUUUGUGCCGGGACAAAGGUGCUUUAGCUAUAAUUGAAAAUAUUUCGCUGUCGUUCCACUCUCAUUUGAAGGAAAUCAAUUUAUCGGGGAAUGAACUGAGUCCAUCCGUAAUUGAAACAAUCCUCGACAGAGUCAGCAAAGGCUUGCAUUUGAAAUCCCUUGUGCUGCACACAAACAAUAUGGGAGUUCAGUUUGAUGAAGUUAAGUCGAAAUGUGACAAAUAUAGUUUUAUUGAUUUGGGUGAAGAAAGUGAUGAUCAGGGGACACUAGAUGAAGAAGGGGAGAGUGAUGACUGUCAGGAACUUUAUUCGGAAAAAAGCCAUUCCAGUGACUCAAAUAAUGAAAAUAUUGAUAAACAAGUGGAAGAUGGUAUUAUAUUGGACAGGUCUUUGGAAAUUGAUAAUUGUCAAACAGUAAUUUCAUUUAGAAAUCAACAGUGGAAUUCUGAAGAGGAUGCUGAAGCCGUAAUUCAGACAUUAUUGUCGCAGAAGUUUGUGAAGAUAUUGGAUUUGCGUAGAAACUACAUAGGCGUUGGUGCAUGCCGAAGGAUUGCAGAGGUUUUGCGAGAACGCAUGAAAAGGAAUAUGCAAAGCUUAGAAGAAGUGAACCUAAAGCAAAAUGAUAUCACUGCUGAAGGUAUGUUAGAAAUGGUUCAUGCAUUCAAAAGCAAUUCAAAGUUGAAAAUCAUCAUUCUCAGUGGAAAUACAUUAAAAGUUGAUGGUGCCGUUGCUGUCGCUGAAGUGUUAUCUUCAUUACACCUACUUGAAGUUCUGGAUCUCAGUUCUUGCGCUUGUCAUGAAAGCGGAAUUCUGGCAGUGGCAGCAAAUUUAAACUCAUCAAUACAUCUACGUUUGAAGAUUUUGGAUUUCUCGUCGAAUGCUUUAGGAGCAAAUGCAAUACAGCAGAUUGUACGUAUUUUUGCAAGUGGUGGAUUUCAUUUGGAACGUCUUUCGUUGCACUCUAACAAUAUCGGACAUCGUUUCGGUGAAUUGAAGGAAAAAUUUUCAUAUAUUCAGUUUCUGGAUUUGGGAAGCGAAAGCAAUGAUAAAGGCUCUUUAAUGGAGGAAAUAUCUACCAUCGAUGAACUAAAACGAGAGUCGUGGAAUAAGAGUGAUGAUCAAUAUACCGGAAAUCUUGAUAAUAUACAAGAAAAGGAACUCGUACAUGUAAGCAUGGAUACAAUUUUAUUCAUAACAAAACCAUCAGUUGCCGUCCUGGACGUUUUAUUAUCACAUAUGAAAACUGUUGUCGAAACACUGCUUGAUGAUUUAUAUGGAAGGACUCAAGAAAUAACAGCAGCUUUACUGUGUUCCUGUUGCACAUUGCUUUCUGUAGAAACUUCUAAUAAGCAAGUGUUGAAAGAGAAGAUUGUGACACUGGCAGAUGCAAUCUUAACUGCAGCGAAAAAAGCCGAACGUCGGCCAGUUUCGGCGACAGAAUCAAUAUGCAAUCAGUUGUUGGCAUUCGCCGGUGCUGUUCGGUCAGAAAGUCCUCAAUCUGCGGCUAAUAUUAGCAGUGUGAUUUUCUUACUAGAAUCAGUGAUAAAGCGCGGACAUUUUCGAGAUUUGCAUCGAACCAUUGCCUUUUCAUUCAACGCGAUAAAACCGACCUGUCCGGAUCGAAUUGUUGAAAUUGAUCGAUUAAUGCAAGCCUUGAAGUUCGAAUAG